AGUGUCACCAGGCAGUGUACAGAUAGACCCGGUUUGUUGUGAGGUGAACCGCACAGUGCUGCCUGCCUAAUCCAGUUUGUUUGAUUUAUUGACUGAGAAACUGUGACGCUCAUGCAGAGGGUAGCAAGGUUAAGAGCAAAGAAAUAUGUGCUAAACUUUGGAAAAUGGAUAAAACAGGUGAUGUUCAUGUAAAAGGUAACCAAUGGCAGAGACUCCUCAGGUGGCAUCGGGGACAGAAACCUAAUGAGGAAGGAGAAGAUGGGGCCAAGGAUGAAGGCAGGCGUAAUAUCAUUCUGGAUCUGAAGAAAAUCAAUUGGAAAGACUGGGUGGUUGAUCCCGCAGAACAAUUUUAUUAUGUGUGGCUACAGGUCAUGAUCCUCCCGAUUGUCUACAACUGGGUGAUUAUCAUUUUGAGGACAUGUUUCACUACUAUUGCACUGAGCUACCUGCCUGUGUGGCUUACACUGGACUAUCUGUCAGACCUCAUGUAUUUGCUUGACAUGAUCAUCACUGUUCACACAGGUUACUUGGAACAGGGCAUCCUGAUUAAAGAUCUAACUCAACUGAAGAAGCACUACCUGCACUCUAAACAUUUCUUAAGAGACCUAGUUUCCCUGCUUCCAACUGACUUCUUCUACUUUGUCUUUGGCAUCCAAACUCCAUUGGUGAGGAUCAAUCGCCUUCUGCGUUUGCCACGGCUUAGUGAGGCCUUGGACCGAAUGGAAACAAGAACCUCAUACCCCAACACUUUUCGCAUCACCAAGCUUAUGAUCUACAUCUUUGUGUUGAUCCAUUGGAAUGCCUGUCUUUACUUUGCACUCUCCAACUACAUCGGCUUUGGAAGUGAUCGUUGGGUCUAUCCAAACAUCACCAACCCAGAGUUUGCCUCCAUGCGCCGUCAGUACUUUUACUGCUUCUGGUUUUCUGCCCAGAUUUUCACCACCGUAGGGGACACCCCCCUACCAAAAAGGGCAGAGGAGCAGUUGUUUAUGAUUGCAGACUUGCUCAUUGCUGUGCUAGUAUUUGCAUCCAUUGUUGGGAAUGUAGGGAAUGUCAUCUCAAGCUUAAGAGACCGUGACAAUGUCUUUUUUCCAAACCAUGAGCUGGUGAAGGCAUACUUACGUAGCCAUCACAUUAGCAAGGAGCUUCGGCAGCGAAUUGACGACUGGUACCAGCACCUUCACAUCAACAAGAAGAUCAUGCGAGAGAAUGAAAUCCUGCAACAGCUGCCCUUACACCUGAGGACAGAGAUCGCUGUCAGUGUCCACCUCCCCAUACUCUCCAAAGUCACCAUCUUCCAGAACUGUGAGAAAAGUUUGCUGGAGGAGCUGGUGCUUAAGCUAACACCUCAGGUAUUUAGUCCUGGGGAGUAUGUCUGCAGGAAAGGAGAUGUGGGCCAUGAAAUGUAUAUCAUCAAAGAGGGAAAACUAGCUGUUGUGGCAGAUGAUGGGGUCACAGAGUUUGCUGUGCUGAGUGAUGGGAAUUUCUUUGGGGAAAUUAGUAUCCUCAACAUCAAAGGUAACAGGUCUGGCAAUCGUCGCACUGCUAAUAUUCGAAGCAUUGGCCACUCUGACCUGUUUAGCUUGUCUAAAGAAGAUCUCACAGAUGUAUUAUCAGAGUUCCCUGCCGCCAAACAUCACCUGGAGGAGAAAGGCAGGCAGAUCCUCAUCAAGAUGGGAAUGUUAGAGGAGAGUGGGGAGGGAGAGCCAAAGGAGGAAGAGAAAGUCGAAACCAAGAUAAAAAGGCUUGAGACCAACCUGGAGGUCUUGCAAACAAAACUAGCUCGACUUAUGAUGGAACUAGAGUCGAGCAAUCGCAAGAUGCAGACCAGGGUAGAGCAGCUGGAGUGGGAGGCUGCAACCCUGAAAACUCAGCUACCAAAAGAUGGGGAAGAAGGAGAGACUGCAGAUGGAAGAGGUGAGGGAGUUGGAGGAGAGGUUCAAUGGGAGAGAGAAGAGGCAGAGGGUGAGGAAGAGGAGGGUUCGGAUGCAAAGGUGAACAAAGUAGGACAGGGAGAAGAUAGUAAUGAUAUUACCAAGGAGGGAGAUGGAGAGAGCACUAAAAGCACGAAAGAAGAUGUUGAGAGGACGAUAGAGGGAGAUAAAUCUGCCCUGAAGGACCAGCAUGACCAGGAAAAUGAAAAAGGGAUGGAUGGAGACAAAAGCCAAGAAAAAGACGAAAGGCCUGGGAAAGGAGAUGGAGCUGAGAUUGAAUCUGAAGACAAGACAGAUGAAAAAUCUAGAGAAAGAAAAUCUGAAGAGGGGAGUGAAAGGGGUGAAGAAGAAAAAAAGGGGAAUGGAGCUGAACAAUGAAGAGCAGAAAAACAUGAAUUAUUAUUAACAUGAUGAAAAAACGGUUUUCUCUGUGUUCUCCAGUUCCUCCCCACAAUCACAAAACAUGCUGAUUUUGGUAUUGGGCAAAUUGGACACUCUGAAUUGACUGUAAGUGUGAGAGUGGAUGGUUGUU
This is a messenger RNA of Solea senegalensis (Senegalese sole), 2466 nucleotides long. It is a transcript of the gene cnga4, whose product is annotated as cyclic nucleotide gated channel subunit alpha 4. Gene Ontology annotation, molecular function: intracellularly cGMP-activated cation channel activity; protein-containing complex binding; cGMP binding. The transcript has 7 exons. Bases 165 to 2312 code for a protein of 715 amino acids. Gene Ontology annotation, cellular component: intracellular cyclic nucleotide activated cation channel complex; plasma membrane. Gene Ontology annotation, biological process: monoatomic cation transmembrane transport. The record is from RefSeq and is a predicted model, not a curated record. Lineage: Eukaryota; Metazoa; Chordata; Actinopteri; Pleuronectiformes; Soleidae.